AUGCAUACAAGAGUGUAUGUUUCCGAGGAUCGUACCAAAGUCUUUGUACUGUUUUACGAGGCCGCUUGUGUUUUUUCGAAUUUCUAUCCUACUGGGUUUUCGGCUGCUCCAAAUAUUCAGCAAUUUUUGAAAAAUGAGGAACUAGCAAAAGAGGAAGAGCUGAAAAAGAAGCAGACAUUCAACUGUAGUGAGCAGUAUUUUAUAUGGUCCAAAAUAUCUCGAGACGUCAUGUUUAAUGCUUGCCUUGAGAAAUUUUCUCAAGAUGAAACGUGCCGGAAAACACUGUUCAGAACUCAUGGAAUGACACUUGUCGAGGCAUCUCCAACUGAUAAAAUUUGGGGAAUUGGAUUAGACAAAAAUGACAAACGAUCGGAAGAUGAACGAACAUGGAGAGGAACCAAUUGGUUGGGAGAGACAUUGGACAAAGUUAGAGAGGAAUUAUGGAAAAAAGAGGAAUUCCAAAAAGAAAGAGAGCAAAUUGGGAAGGAGAGUAUGGAGACAAGAUGCCAGUUGUUGGAACAUUUUCCAUUAUAA
Messenger RNA from Caenorhabditis briggsae, 534 nucleotides. It is a transcript of the gene Cbr-irg-1, whose product is annotated as Protein CBR-IRG-1. The coding region runs from base 1 to 534 and encodes 177 amino acids. NCBI's taxonomy places the organism in Eukaryota, Metazoa, Nematoda, Chromadorea, Rhabditida, Rhabditidae. The record is from RefSeq and is a predicted model, not a curated record. The transcript is spliced from 3 exons.